Dunckerocampus dactyliophorus (ringed pipefish) is the source of this 2914-nucleotide messenger RNA. RefSeq names its product 6-phosphofructo-2-kinase/fructose-2,6-biphosphatase 3 (gene pfkfb3). Gene Ontology annotation, molecular function: 6-phosphofructo-2-kinase activity; fructose-2,6-bisphosphate 2-phosphatase activity; ATP binding. The coding region runs from base 210 to 1775 and encodes 521 amino acids. The record is from RefSeq and is a predicted model, not a curated record. Gene Ontology annotation, biological process: fructose metabolic process; fructose 2,6-bisphosphate metabolic process. NCBI's taxonomy places the organism in Eukaryota, Metazoa, Chordata, Actinopteri, Syngnathiformes, Syngnathidae. The transcript is spliced from 15 exons. Gene Ontology annotation, cellular component: cytosol.
ACAGUCGGGCGGGGUUAAAAAGCCGACGUGCGGCGCAGAGCGGCAUUUGAUCCAGACCCAACGCUUCAUAGCAGACAUCCAACGGCCUCGAUUAGUUGCAACUGACCCGGCUCUUUGCUCAGCAACCACCGGCUUUUUUGGGGGUAGAUUUUCAAUUCUUUAUCGAGGUGCUUCCCACUUAUACUGUGCGGCUUUUCAGUCCUCAAGGAAUGCCCAGAGAGCUGACCCAGAACAGGAUCCAAAAGAUCUGGGUUCCUACCAAGGAUGACAAGCCGGCGCCCCGGAGAGGGGCUGGGGCUCCCCACUUUGCCAACCCCCCCACCGUCAUCGUGAUGGUCGGCCUGCCAGCUCGAGGCAAGACGUACAUGUCCAGGAAACUCACACGCUACCUCAACUGGAUCGGCAUGCCCACCAAAGUUUUCAACGUGGGGGAGUACCGCAGGGAGGCGGUCAAGAACUACAGCUCCUAUGAUUUCUUCAAGCCUGAAAAUGAAUGCGCUGUAAAGAUCAGGCAACAAUGUGCCCUAGCAGCCCUGAGGGACGUCAAGGCCUACUUGCAGGAUGAGGGAGGCCAAGUUGCGGUCUUUGAUGCAACAAACACAACGAGGGACAGGAGGGAGACGAUCCUCCAGUUUGGCCGUGAGAAUGGCUUUAAGAUCUUUUUCAUCGAGUCCGUCUGUGAUGAUCCUAACGUCAUUGCGUCCAAUAUAAUGGAAGUGAAGGUGUCCUGUCCAGAUUACAAAGACUGCAACAAGACUGAUGCAAUGUUGGACUUCCAAAGGAGAAUUGAAUGUUACAAAGCUAGCUACCAACCUCUAGACCCUGAUCAGCAUGACAGGGAUCUAUCCUUCAUCAAGGUGAUCGACGUGGGCCGCCGCUUCCUGGUCAACCGCAUCCAAGACCACAUCCAGAGCAAGAUCGUCUACUACCUGAUGAACAUCCACGUCCAGCCACGCACCAUCUACCUGUGUCGACACGGAGAGAGCACAGACAACCUGGAGGGACGUCUGGGGGGCGACGCCGGCCUCUCGCCAAGGGGCAGACAGUUUUCUGCAGCCUUGGCUGGGUUUGUGGAGGAGCAGCAGCUGAAGAAUCUUAAGAUCUGGACCAGUCAGUUGUGUCGCAGCAUCCAGACCGCCGAGCACCUGGGGGUCCCGUACGAGCAGUGGAAGGCCCUCAAUGAAAUAGACGCAGGAGUGUGUGAGGAGAUGACGUACGAUGAGGUUAAAGAGAAAUUCCCUGAGGAGUUCACCCUGAGGGAUGAGGAUAAAUACUACUACCGCUACCCUGCUGGAGAGUCCUACCAGGACCUGGUCCAGAGGGUGGAGCCGGUCAUCAUGGAGCUGGAGCGUCAGGAGAACGUUCUGGUCAUCUCCCACCAAGCUGUCAUGCGCUGCCUCCUUGCCUACUUCCUGGAUAAAAGUGCAGAUGAAAUGCCCUACCUGAAGUGUCCCCUGCAUACAGUGCUGAAGCUCACCCCAGUGGCCUAUGGGUGCAAAGUGGAAUCCAUCUCUCUGAAUGUGGAGGCGGUGAACACUCACAGAGAGAGACCAGAGGAGGUGAAGAGGGGUCCCGGCACUUUGAUCAGGAGGAACAGUGUGACUCCCCUGACAAGCCCCGAGUCAAACAUUAAGAAACCUCGCAUAGACGACCUGGAUGAAGCUCCCAUCCAGGAGCUCCCUCACUCGGUGGCGUCAUUGGCCCUUUGCAGCCCGACACACCUCCCUCUAUCACUUGCCGGCCAGCACUGGCUGGGUAAAGUUUGCCUGACCUGAGGAGACACUCGUGUGGCCGCCAUGACGUCCCGCAGCCCUGCCAAUGAAAUCGCUCGGCUCCGGAGUCCCGAAAGUGUAACACUCACUCACCAAUGUCACUCCAAACAAUGACGAGACAUAGUGAAAGCUUGAACAACUUUCACUAAAAAAAAGCCUUUCAAAUCAAAAGGAUCCUAUUUUUCACAUUAUUGUAUGUUCAAUCUUUUUUUAAAAAACAAAAGAAAAGAAAAUAACAGGGGUUCUUUUCAUGGUCUUGUCAGAUAUGGUCUGAUCUAUCCAAAGAUGUCAUUUCAACGCAAAAAUCAUCACUUCCAUGCCUUCAAGAUAUUUUUACUGAUCAAUUUGUAAGCAAACUGUGAUUCAUUUAAUUAUCUAUUCAUCCUUGCUAGUCUAUUACUGUGUUGUCAUUGGAUUGUAUUUGUUACACUUUUGUUAUUGUGUGUCAAGGCAGAGCCAAAUUGUUGAAUUGACAUGCCACUAAAUGAUUUUGCACAUUCGGAAUACAUUUUGAGUUUUUAUGCGUCACAGUGUCUUUAAUGUGCUUCGUCGCAAGCUCAUUUUUGCCGUAGAGUGCCUGUAGUGCUUGUUUUGCAAGCCUAUUGCUUUCUCUGAUUAUUAUUUUACCACCUAAUAACCUCACAUAUCAUUCAAAUAGCUAAGACUGAACUUGAUUGCUACUAAACAUGCUGAAUUGAACAGGGUUCCUCCGUCACUGUUAUUUUUUUUUAAUUCUUUGCUGUCGUUGUCCGCUACGCACAAAUGUAAGAACCUCUAUUUUUCUCACAGUGAAGCGUGCUGGUAAUAAUAUGUCUGUAAAUAUGAGUGUACGUACAAUGAAAGUGGAGAUGGAUGCAAGCUGACUUUCCUGGGAGUCUUGUAUGAAAAUGUGUGUGUACGUUGCUGUUUUUGUACCGAUGUGUUGGGACGGAAAAGCAGAAAGCUUUCCACUUCUUUUGUUGGCAUAUUAGUCUGACAUACUUGAAAAGUGUUUCUUUUUGUAAACUGAUUUAUUGCUUUAUUUAUUUUUGUGUAGUAUUUGAGAGUGGGAGGUGACUAUUUGAACCUGACUGCUAUGCAGGAAAGGACAGUCUGUUGUGUUGAUUUUGCAUCUGCUGGACCAAUAAACAGACUAUGGAAAA